Messenger RNA from Biomphalaria glabrata, 2980 nucleotides. RefSeq lists its product as uncharacterized. Bases 105 to 1601 code for a protein of 498 amino acids. Lineage: Eukaryota; Metazoa; Mollusca; Gastropoda; Planorbidae. The transcript is spliced from 17 exons. The record is from RefSeq and is a predicted model, not a curated record.
CAGAGCACGCAUUUCGUAAUAUCCGUUUGGGAUCCUGCAAGACUACAAUAAUAGUUCAUCUCGUAUUUUAUUUAGUCAAUAGCUAACACUCCAACAUAUGGAAGAUGCUGCUCUUUCCAUUGCUUGGUCUCUGUGUAUUCAGUUUAGCAGAUCCAGGGAUCGCUCAAAAUUGGACCGAAGGUGAGGAUGUCUUCAAUGAAACUAGUACAGCUCAAGUAAUCACGUUUCAUGUAAUCCAUGAAGCACUGUCAGGUAUUAAAGACACAUCUACUACAACUACUAAGCAAGCUGUUCAAGAGACAGAGCGAGUCAAGAGCAAUGAAGGGUGCCUGGAGGCAAUAAGCAAGUGUAGCAAUCAAAAUAGUGCGGGACAGGACGAACCCACAGCGUGUAGUGUAUUGACCAAGACGUUGGAUUGCCUGGAAGUGGCCAGGGACAAAUGCGCGAGUGCCGAAGAAGUCCGACUACUCAGUGCGUCCAUAAGCGUCGCCUUAGCGAAGCAGGAGGAGCAGUGCAACUCGUGCGGGUCGUAUGUAGAGGAAUUUAAUUGCGGCGCAAUGAUGAAUGACCUGAACAAAGAAAUUGAGGUGGAUCUCAAGUGCAGUAAAGCUGUUGAAGCCAUGGAGUGCUAUGGUAAAGCGACCAACCAGUGCAUUGCAGACGGCAAAGGGAAAAGCGCGCAGCUCUCAGCGAAUCCGGCGAAAGACACAUACGACCACAUCUGCCGGGAGUGCUUCCACGAGAGAAAGAAGUGCGACAAGAUGAUGCUGAGAGGCUCUCUCACCAAAAGUGACAAGCGCUUGUGUCGAUUGUACUCGAAGGCCAUCGCGUGCUACGACGAGGCCGAAAAGAAAUGCCACAAGUCAGACCAGGUCCGGAAGCUGGACCAGGCGAGGCUGGUGGCCAAAACUGAAUACAACUCCAAGUGCAAUCCUUGUCUACAGGCCAGCAAAGUGUGUCAAGGCCUGUACCAGGCCAGCGUAGCAAAAGUGAACUCUUCUAGCUCGUGCAGUAAGCUCCCCCAAGCCAUCAGCUGUUUUGAUCGUGUCAUCAAGACGUUAUGUGCCAAAGACAAAGAGAAGAGUUCUCUAGAAGUUUCCAAGAGUGUGUCAGUCUCACAGUUUGAAUUAUUGUGUCUCAGUCAAACAGACACAAGAAAAACAAAAGGCUCGAAACGAAAAGAAGUAGAACUCUCAACACUGACAACCAGGAGCUCCGGCUACAAGUGUAUCAACGACGGCAUGCUGUGCCACAACCAGUCCAAACCACUGAUCAGUGAAGCGAACAUUACCAAGACACUCUGCAUGAGACUUAAUGAGACCAGGCAAUGUUUCACUGCAGCCAUGACCAAAUGUCUGACAGCUGAAGAGGUGAACGUCUUGGACAGCCUCCUGCUUAGAGUGGAUCAAAAGUUCUUUUUAAACUGCAGACAGUUGGACGGGCAAGACAACUUAGGACUCGGAUCUCUUGUCUCGGCCGAUUUAUCAGCGCUUUCUGAUACAGGCAUUGAAAAAAAUAUUGGGUCUUUCGACAGCUGCUCAACUGUAAGAGCUGAGAUCACCCUCCUAGUUCUGCCAGUCCUCUUAGUUUGGAUCAACUAAAAAACUCACUCGGCGAAAAGAAACGAAACUUUGUAUCGCUGUUUUCUUUCGUUAUAUAGUUCGCUUUUUUAAAAACACCAUUUGCUUGGAAGAUACUAGACAAAAUUAUAAAGGCAUGUAGGAUAGUGGCAUAGUCGGAACAACAUAAUUUUGAGAUUGGGGGUGCUGCAGCAGUGCAAUUGGGAAUUAUUUAUUUUUUUACAUUGUAAUUUUAACAUAUUCAAGCAAGCGUAGAUGUCCAAGUAAGUCUCUCCCUCUCUCCUUACAUCUCUCUCUCUCUACGUAUAUAUAUAAAAUGUAGUGACUAUCAGGAAAUAGUCUAGAUAAAAGAAAUGUAAAGCUUUACAUUUUUAAUCCCAUUAAAGCACUUGCAGUCUUACUCAGUCUGUAGAGAAAAAAAAAAGCAAACUUGUUUCUCAAGGAAAUUAUUUCUAUUUUAUAAAUUCAAAAGAAAAAAAUGCUGGCAUAUAUUUUAAAAAAAUAUUUCACAAUUGAUACAAAUAUUAUAUUUUAAUGUGCACCAGUAGGAUAAAUUUUCCUUCGGCCACUUUAUAUGAGAAUGUACGCGGGCUUGGUUAAUGUUUGUAUUCAUUAUAAUCGCUGCAGUCUUGCCAUCAGUUUCAAAUAUUUAUUAGUCCAUAUGUGUUAUAAUAAUUCUAUAGAUGUACAUUUAUGGUUUAAGAUAUUGACGGAAUCAGUGCUGGUCCCUCCAAGACUUCUUAUCUUAGCAUGUUAGAAUAUUUUUUUAAUGAACGUAGGGCCUUUCGUCACAGAGAGGGGGGGUGGGGGGUUACACAGUUCUGUUACCACGAAGAGAGGGCGGUGACAAAAAUAUGUCGCCAUGAAGAGAGGGUGGUGUCAGAGAUCCAUGGAAAAAGUGACAGAAAUCCGUUACAAUAGAGAAAAUUGCCAUGCAUUGUGUGAACUUUAGUCGAGUAUUGGCUCUCAAGACAUAUCUAACAAAAAUGUGCUGCUAUCAGGGUCAGUAACUCCUGAAUAAGUCUACCCCACAAUCGUUUCCCACUUAGAAGCAAAAGCGUCUUUCUAUUUUUAUCUGCAACCACGUGACUUAAAUGUCAGCUACCAUCAUGGCUACCAUCAUGACAACUAACUUUCGAGUAUCAAUCACCUAAGUCGAUUAAUUGUCACCUGGAACGUUGAACCCAAGAAAUGUCACUUAGUGUAGUUAUGUUUUAGAAAUACGUAGUCACAGCUUGCUCAAAUAGUUUCUUAUUCUUGCUUUUUUCUUGCACUGGAAGAAUGUUUUUGUAGUGAGUUUUAUAAAUACACCUGAAACACUGUUUAGUAAUUAAGAACUUCAGUAUAUUAAGGUCAUUGUACAAGUUUCUAUUGACAAUAAAAUACGAGAACAAAAUGUA